This is a messenger RNA of Salvia hispanica, 1402 nucleotides long. The record is from RefSeq and is a predicted model, not a curated record. NCBI's taxonomy places the organism in Eukaryota, Viridiplantae, Streptophyta, Magnoliopsida, Lamiales, Lamiaceae.
UACCGCUUGAAAAUAUGAAUAAUUAACUAAUUGCCCCAUACUUACACACGUACUCUAAAUAUGAAUAAUUAAUUAAUUGCCCUAGUAUACAGUCAUUACAUACUCUAUAAAAGGGGAUCUAAAAAUUAAGAUGAUGAAUGACAAAAAAAAAGAGUAGUAGAAAAAACCAAAAAUCACAAUGGAAGUAAUUAGCAUUGAGAAAAUAAAGCCAUCUUCCCCAACCCCCAAUCACCUUCGAAUUUACAACCUUUCCCUGUUAGAUCAGAUGAUUCCUAGUGUCUACGUCCCCUUAGUUUUAUACUUUUGCAGCGACGACGACAACAACAACAAUGAUGACAGAAUACAACAUCUAAAGGAGUCACUCUGAGAUGCCCUCAUACUCUGGUAACCUUCUAUCCCUUUGCCGGAGUCAUCAGAGAUGCCCUCUCCGUCGAUUGCAGCGAUCAAGGCCUUCAAUUCUACGUCACCAAGAUAUGGCUUCGGUCUCCACAUUUCUCCGAUGCUGGGCUGCCAAUGCACGGGGAUUAGGGUUUUCUCAACCUUCACCCUUACUUUGCACCGCACAAUCUUCCUUCCCACAUAAUCCCUCGCUCCCAAACAAGCUGGUACCUAUGUUAAAUUAUCUUAAAUACUCGAGUCGUGGGAAGUUUGUGACGAGAAGAUACGUAUUCGAUGCCUCUGCUCUGUCCUUUCUCAAGGCUCAACUGAGUAGCACGCGCGUGAACGUGGUGACGGCCUUGGUGUGGAAAUGCUUCAUGGAGGCUGUGGCGGAAGAGGAAUCCGGGAUGGACGAGAAACCCUUCAUGCUGACUCCAGCGGUCAACCUCCGGAAACGGGCUCUGCCCCCGUUUCCGGAGGAUAGUUUUGGUAAUAUGGUGUGGGUACCAAAGAUUGUUUGCAACAGCCCUCAAGAAAAGGGGUUGGCAGAUUUGGUGUGGGAGGUGAAAAGAGGGAUAGCAAAUAUCGAUGGUGAGUUUGUGAGACGUUUGGGGAAUGAUGGUUUGAAUGAAUAUUUGGAGAAGUUGAGGAAUGAGAUGCCUCAACAAGCUAAUUGGCUUUGUUUUAGUAGUUGGGUUAAUAUGGGUUUUUAUGAGGUUGAUUUUGGGUGGGGGAAACCUGUGUGGCUGUCAGGCUUCUUUAUGCAACACUCGGAAUCAGAGACUAUGGUUCUCUGUAAUGGCGUGACGUUGAUGGAUAGUAGAGACGGAGAAAUUGAAGCGUUUGCUCUUUUUGAUCAAAAAUAUGUUGCAGGAUUUGAGAAAAAUGACCUGAUUCGUAAUUAUGCUCGUGUUAACCCUAAUGUGAUAUGAAUAUCUUUACUAGUAGAAUAUGUUUUCAAUUUGAUGUUACUUGUUGUGAGAUUGUAGUUCCAAUAGGGGAAAGAAAUUAUGCAGUUGAUGUU